CCGACUGACAAUUUACUGCCCUUCUGACGUAAUGUAUAUUAACGUGCUCAUUCCAGGAAAACUUGUUAAGGUAUUGCUUGUGAGAGAUGAGAACAGGGUUUUCGACGACAGAACUUAAGAAUGACAUUAUAUAGCAAAACGGUUAUCCCGCCUGAGUGUUUUUGGUCGUUAAAUAUCGUGCAAUAGGAAUAGACACUGUGUGUUUAGCUCACCAAGGCUCGCUAAAUUCAAUGUUUAUUCCUCAGACAGGAUAUUUAUGUUAUUAUAUUUAAGAUAUGUUUUGUUUGAGGAAUUUCACUGUCUGGCUCAUCAUCGUACGCCGUGUUGGGUCAGAGCUUCCGGUUUAACUGCACUGUACCAGGGCCAUCUACAGGACAACUCCUACUCUUCAAGAGAGAUAAUACAGACGUUUGUACAGUCUCACUCAACCCGUGUCAACAGUUCUCAUCCCCUCCAGGUUACACCUGUUCUUGUGGACAGAGCGGCGUGUACAACAUGGACAUAACCAGCGUCAGUAAGAGAGAUGAAGGGAGAUGGGAAUGUGAACUUUCACAAUCCAGCAACAUCAUCACACUGCCUGUUUACUAUGGACCAUCCAACAACGUGACUGUUGACACGACCUCCCCCCUGACUGUGACAGAGGAUGUGACUGUGUCUCUCACUGCCAGAUGCUCUGCUGAUUGCAACCCUGCCUGCGGCUACACCUGGAUUAAGGGGUCACAACAGCUGUCUGAAAGCAGAUAUCUUCCUGUCGGAAGCUUCAGAAGGGGUCAGGGGGGCGAGUACAGAUGCACAGCCAGGAACACAGCAACUGGGGCUACAGCUGACAGUCAGAUUCUCACCGUGAUUGUACAAUGGCCUCCAGCAAUGCCGACACACAACUGUCCAUCUUGGAUAGCCCUUGGUCAGACAGGCAGCUGUACAUGUCAGACUUCAGACAGAGGUAGCCCUGCAGGAACAGUCCAGUGGAUCAGUCCGGGUGGUCAAAUGAUCUCCUCUUCAGUGUCUUCAUCUGUACAGCUAAACUUGACUUCAAUUCCGAGAUCUGACAAUGGGAUGAACUACAUCUGUAGAGCACGCAACUCUCUGCCCAACACGAAAAGAGAAGCAACUUACGUUGUCAGAAUUGCAUUGGCGCUUCAUCUAGACUCUAUCGCAAAAUAUGAAAACAAGAGGACCUACAUCUGGGGACAUGCUAACAUCUCGAGGUGA
Molecule: messenger RNA, 1212 nt
Organism: Haliotis rufescens (red abalone)
Lineage: Eukaryota; Metazoa; Mollusca; Gastropoda; Lepetellida; Haliotidae
Product: protein CEPU-1-like
Exons: 4
Coding region: 496-1212 (238 amino acids)
Biological process (GO): heterophilic cell-cell adhesion
Cellular component (GO): cell surface
Source: RefSeq, a predicted model, not a curated record